AUGGAGCCACCAGUCGGGCUUUCUCGUGGUGCUGAUGGCGGACAGCAGGCUGAUCUGUCGCACCAAAGCAACAACCAACAGAAGUCCGCCAAACGAGAGCAGCAGGGUCCGAAACCAGCAAGGCACGGAGCGGCUUUUCCGCAGAGAGCCGGGCAGUCUGCUCGUGAGCAAUUUGGUGUCAUGGAUGGAGCAGCAGCGACGUCACUGAGCUCGUUUCUCCAGCAGCAACCAUCCCUCGGGUCCAUUUUAGACCACCUGGGUGGCGGGCUCUCCCAAGUGCCCCUCCGCGGCGGGGGCAAUGCACUCUCGGGUGCACUCGGUCUGCCUGGGAGCUCCUCAGGGCUGGCGAGCGCAACGCGCACUCCCGAAGACAGGCUGACUCCAGGGGGGAUUUUGUCUGGCCAGCAAAGCACAGGACUCACGCUGGAGAACAACUCGCCGGCUCCAGGCACUGCCCCAAGCGUAUCGACGCCCUCACUGCUUCAAUUGUUUCUCCAGCAGCACCUCCAGUUCCCUUGCCUUUCGAAUUCCUCGAACAUGUCCAUGCGAACACCAGGCCCAGCCCAACUUCAAUCACAACAGCAACACCAACAUCAAAACCACCACCAGCAACAGCAUCAGCAACAGCAGCUUCCCGACUUGCAGCAGUUCCAUGACUGCGCGCCGUUCCAGGCGCUGCAGCAGCAACACGACACACAGCAACUGUUUGCAUCGGGCUUGCCCAUGCAAUGGCAACAACAGUUGGCAGCAUCGCAGCAACUCGGCUUGGACAUGAGCCAGAAUCAGCAAGUCUCGUUUCUACGUCCGCAGCAGCAGCAGCAGCAGCGCUCGCAAAAGACACCCCAUCUCUUUGGUGAGGCAAGUGCGAGGAUGCCGGAUGCAGGCCUCAUGCGUGGCCGCAGCGACGCCAACACUGCAGACGGUGGGAGAGGCAGAGUUAGGGUAAAGGGGAGCAGGAACGCGCAACCGUCGUCCACACGUGCAGCGCACAAUGGCGGAUCAGUGUCAUCGUCGACCAGUCAGAGAGGCCAAAGCAUGCAGCGCACCGGGUCGAGUGUGGGGGAUCUGUCAAUUUCUGGGGGAACUGACCUUCUUCAAGCAACUGCGUCGCUCGCGUCGCUAGCGUCGCUGAGUUCCAUGCCGGCGACCAAACCCGAUAACCCGGGGAAGCGAGCAAAACUGACCAACGCGACCGGUGGCAGUGACCCAGGCGAACAAGACGAAGAGCCCAGAAGCCCAGAAACUGAGGAAGAACGACGCAAGCGUCGCCUGGAGAAGAAUCGACAAGCAGCCAAGGCAAGUCGCAUGAAGAAGAAAGCCUAUGUCCACGACCUCGAGGUGCGAGUGAAGCAGCUAGCACAGGCCAAUGCCAGGCUUUCACGCGACAUGAAGCAGCUGCGAGAACAAAAUAGCAAGCUCGAAAAGGAAAACAAAGAGUUGCGGGAACUUGCUGCCCAACAGCACAACAAGGAGGACGACGACGACGUUUCUGGAAAAUGA
This is a messenger RNA of Salpingoeca rosetta, 1500 nucleotides long. RefSeq lists its product as uncharacterized. The transcript is spliced from 3 exons. The coding region runs from base 1 to 1500 and encodes 499 amino acids. Lineage: Eukaryota; Choanoflagellata; Craspedida; Salpingoecidae. Gene Ontology annotation, biological process: regulation of DNA-templated transcription. The record is from RefSeq and is a predicted model, not a curated record. Gene Ontology annotation, molecular function: DNA-binding transcription factor activity.